Messenger RNA from Naumovozyma castellii, 1398 nucleotides. RefSeq lists its product as uncharacterized. The transcript has a single exon. The coding region runs from base 1 to 1398 and encodes 465 amino acids. The record is from RefSeq and is a predicted model, not a curated record. Lineage: Eukaryota; Fungi; Ascomycota; Saccharomycetes; Saccharomycetales; Saccharomycetaceae.
AUGAUAAUGACAUCCACCGAACUACCUCCAAAUCUGUUCACUGAACCUUUAGAAGAUGAAUUGUAUCAGUUGAAGUCACAUUUAAAGGGGUACCGUCCCUCAAUACCCUGCAACUUAAAUCCGCAACAAUUUCUGAGGUAUGGUUCCACUUCUUCUAUAUCAUCCAGCAGUUCAGUUUCCUCUCAAGCUGAUGCUAGGUCAAUGGGGUUAAAGACCCAAUUACAUCAUCCUGAUAAGAGGGUGCCAAACUUUGCUGAUAAUCAGUCAUUUACUCUUCAUCAACGAUUGCACAAUGACGAUAAUCGGUCAAUGUCUUGGAAUAAUCGUCGCCAAAGUGAAAUUUCCCCUUCUGUGGGAAGAAUUAGCCCGUUUGGAAGUUUGCAUGACGAAAAUGCAUCAUUUUUCAACAAAUAUGCUGAUCUUUCAGCUAUGACAACAUCGAUUGAUAAUGCCAUUCAACCUUCAUUAACAGAGAAAAUAUAUACCAAAAAUACCAACAACAAUAAUAAUAUUCAACAAUCAUUCGCAUUCUCUGAUUCUCCCAUGUUAAAUGGAUCAGAUUCCAAUUCGUUUAGUAAUACCCAUCCCUCUGCUCAAUUUAGCGUUAGAAUAUCGAGCGAUUUUAGUGAUGACUUCGACGAAUUUUAUUCAUCACAAACAGAUGAUGAGACAAUGAAUUAUGAAAAGGAUGAGAAAUUUUCUAAGGAUUGGCCAUUACAAGAUAAGAAUUUUGUUUUGAAUGCUACUGAUACCAAGACCAUUUUCAAUAAUGAAUUUCCUCAAGACGAAGAUAUCGAUAUUAGUGAUGAUGACGACGAUGAUGACAAGAAUGCGAAUAAUGGAAGCGAUAAUGAUGAGAACACGUACGUUAACCAUUCAUGCUCGUACAUGGAUAACUCAACACUACAAUUGGUUGUAAGUGAUAGAUCCUUGACACCACAGCAGCAAAAAAGAGAACCGCUUCAAAUUACUGUUGAUACCAAUCAAGAACUCAAAACUUCGACGGAGAUGAUAGACAAGGUAAACUACCCUACAAAACAUAGCAAAUCUAAGGGAAAGCAAAAGAAGCCCGUUGUUUUACCAAAUUCAAAGUUUGAAAACGAUAUUUAUACAUGCAUGAUGUUAGAUUUAAUAACAGACGCACCAUGCUCGGCCCAAUUUUCUAGAUCCUAUGACUUAGUAAGACAUCAAAAUACAAUACAUGCCAAGCAAAAAAUUGUUUUUCAUUGUUUACAAUGUAUUAAACUUUUUGGUGAACGUGGAUUCUCAAAAACGUUUUCCAGGUUAGAUGCUUUAUCGAGGCAUUUGAAAUCCAAGCAUGAAGGCCUAACAUUGGAGGAAAAAAAGGAAGUUACAAAGUAUGCGAAAAAAAAUAUUGGAUACAUCAUGGCUCAAUAA